ACAAAUUCGAGGAGAUGAUGAGGGAAAACCAGCCGGGCUCCGGCGACGAACGGUGGCCGCUGGUGACUCAUUUUGUGGGGUGCAAGCCGUGCGGAAAGGCCGGGGAAUACCCUGCUGAGAAAUGCUUCACGGCAAUGGAGAGAGCGUUCAAUUUUGGGGACAAUCAGAUUCUUCAAAUGUAUGGAUUCACCCACGAGUCGCUGGGGAGCAGCAGAAGGGUUCAAGAAAUUAGAGAAAUUACUCAGAAUGAAGCUGGAUUUCCUUCAGCUGUGGAAGAACUAGAAGCUCCUUCUUCUUAAGGUAUUUCGUCACUGUUUUUUGUUUUUCUUUCUUGCUAGAUCCUUAGUUCAAUGUUUGUUCAUUCAUAGCCAUGUCUAUAAAUGUUGGGUUCUUAUUUUUUCUUCCAUUUUUUAAUUUAGUUGGUGGGAAAUAAGAGUAAAUAGCUUUCUGUAGACAGAAUAGAAUGUUUUCGUUCCUUAGACUCGAGAACGUUCUGAAGUGUAUGCAGAUCACAUGCUCCAUAAUUAAAUAAAUUUUUUUUUACUUUU
Molecule: messenger RNA, 548 nt
Organism: Momordica charantia (bitter melon)
Lineage: Eukaryota; Viridiplantae; Streptophyta; Magnoliopsida; Cucurbitales; Cucurbitaceae
Gene: XT2
Product: UDP-xylosyltransferase 2
Biological process (GO): xyloglucan biosynthetic process
Cellular component (GO): endosome; membrane; trans-Golgi network
Molecular function (GO): UDP-xylosyltransferase activity; hexosyltransferase activity; xyloglucan 6-xylosyltransferase activity
Source: RefSeq, a predicted model, not a curated record